Ruditapes philippinarum (Manila clam) is the source of this 4959-nucleotide messenger RNA. RefSeq names its product galactosylceramide sulfotransferase-like. The coding region runs from base 707 to 1888 and encodes 393 amino acids. The record is from RefSeq and is a predicted model, not a curated record. Gene Ontology annotation, molecular function: galactosylceramide sulfotransferase activity. Gene Ontology annotation, biological process: glycolipid biosynthetic process. The transcript has 3 exons. NCBI's taxonomy places the organism in Eukaryota, Metazoa, Mollusca, Bivalvia, Venerida, Veneridae. Gene Ontology annotation, cellular component: membrane.
ACAUUACGAAAGGUGAUCAACGUGGUAUAAGAUAAGGUCUCUGUUAGCAAUUGUUUAAACACCACUUUAAAGGAAUAAAUGGAUAAUUUCGUUCAAUUUACAACUUUUUAUGGUCAAGAUACCGUUGGCUGGAUUCAAAUAUGUGCAACCGGGAAGUUUUAAUGAGUUUAUGUUACUGUUGUGAAAAUAAUGUGACGCCGAAAUGGCCUUAAUAUGCUGGGAUAGUCGUUUAGUCGUGUAUUUAAUAAUGUCUUGUCCGUAUGUAAACAUGAUGUCAAAAUCUUGACAGCUAAACAACAUAGGUGUUACCGCAAACUCAAGAAAAAGUAACUGUUAGUUCAUUAUAACACGGCGUUAUUUUGAAUGAAAAAAACAAACAAACAACAACAAAAAGUUAUCGAUAUCUAAAUGAUUAUAAUAAUAAUAAUCAAAACUCUUAACAGUUCAUUUGCUAACAAUGCACGUUUAUCGCACGAAACGAAUAAUGCACGAUUAAAAAAUCAAUGACUGGUAAUUGUUCAAUUUAAUAGUUAAAGUUACAUACGGCGGUGGAAAAUACUUACUUUACGGACCAUGUUUUACUUGUAGAAAAUCACAAAAUAUAUGGAACUGAAGUUAUAAAGUUGCUAUAUCAGAGAUGGGAUUUUACUAAAUAUAAGACUGGUAUUGAAGAUUCAUGCGGCUGACGUAGUUUGUGACAGAAAUUAUGAAGUGGAAUACAAGAUGUAUGGUCGUCGGUCUUAUGGUAGUUGUAGCCAUGUUUGCAACAAUGCAGUUGAUUCAAGUCACCAAUCAGUACAAUAACAUACAUGGUCGUGAACUGACAGCGAUUGAGCAUGCGCAAAAUAUUUUGAAGAAAUCAUGCCGGGAGGUAUUUCCGGUUCCGCAAGGCGUACGCAUUUUCUCAGACGGAAGACAGGUCCGCCAUUUUGCUUUUCUCAAGGUUCACAAAGCAGCAAGUGGAACAGCUACUUCAAUCUUUUUCCGAUUCGGAAUGACUCGGGGUUUAACGUUCGUUUUGCCAAAGUGGUUGAACAUUGUCAGUUCAACAGAUACGCUGACCGAGAAACAGAUCCAUCCUCGGCUGAAUAAAUCAUUCGACAUCAUGACUAGUCACGUGAUUUAUAAUAAAACAGCUUUUGGCAAAUUUCUUCACAGUGAUUCCGUGUAUGUAGGUAUCAUUCGGGAGCCAUAUCAGCAGUUUAAAUCUAGCAUGAAUUACAUGGCACCAAAAUACGUGUAUAAUAUUUCUAAAGUAAAUCCUAUUCAACAGUAUUUACAAGAUCCACUUAAAUACGAAACUGCAAAAAGCCCGCGGUUUUCGUGGAUAAACAAUCGCCAGGCAGCAGAGUUUGGGACUCCUGAUGAAAUUAUUAUGAAAAGAAACAAAACUGCAAUGAAAGAGUAUGUAAAAAAGCUUGAUAAAGAAUUUCAUCUAGUGAUAAUCUCAGAGUUUUUCGACGAAUCCAUAGUUCUGCUCCGUCGGAUGUUUAACUGGAGCUUGAAAGAUAUACUCUACAGACGACUGCACACACGUGGUUGGGACCGGAAGUUAACUCUUCCAAAACCACGUGACCGGAAGCUAUACCGCCGUUAUGCAUUUGCAGACUAUGCAAUUUACGAUUUCUUUUACAAAAGACUUUGGAAACAAGCUAUACAAGCCGGUGAAGAUUUUUUCGGUGAAGUGCUUCAUUUUAAACAGGUCCGAGACGAGGUGGAUGAUUUUUGCAAAGUGUUUCCAAAUAUAACAGAAACGUAUACUGUCGAAAGAAGCGAAUGGAAUAAAGAAUUCUCAUUGGAUAAAGAGUUUUGUGGGAUGAUGUAUUCCGAGGAAGAAGACUGGGUUAAGAAAAUAGCCCUCAAGCAAUAUAAUAUACAUCCGAAAUGAUUCUAGUCUUGGUACGAUAGUGACACAUAAUUAUAUAUGUGAACACUGUAGCAAAAAUUCGCCGGAUGUGUUCUCAAGGCAAUGUGCAUUUUUUAUUGCCAAUUUGGCGAUUUUUUUAUUGUCAAUGUGGCAAUAUGUUCUUUUGAUUAGCAAAUUAGCAAUUAGCAUUUUGUUUGGCAAUUCCAUCUGUAUUAUCGUAUAUAAUUAGUUAAAUAUCAUAAAACAUACAUCCGUAGCAUUUAUAUUUAACUCUGGCGAUUAUUUCUUCAUGUAAUUCCAUGUACUUUUGAAAAUAACAUUUCUUUUUUUGUGAUAAAAAUAGUAUGAGUAUACUUUUACGAGUAUUUAUUAAAAUUGACUGCUUUGAAGGUUGGGUGGAUUGAAAUUCUUUUUACCGGAAGUACAAUUCUAUUGUUGUUUUUUUUAACAAAUGGUUAUUUUGUACAGAGAGAUGUGAUUGGUUGAUAAAUCAUGCGUCCGUCUUUAGCAAAUUAUCACUCUAACUUACCGGAUCUCAGAAAAAAGUUUAAUUUAGUACUAGAUUUCCAUUUUAUGUAUCGUAUGAUAUAGUGUUGUUUCACUGGUGUUUAUUAUGUGGUAUUGCACUGUUUUGAUAGUGUUUAUCUGUUAUAUUUCGUUUGACUUAACUGUGCUACGUGUGAUUAACUAUUAGUGCAUUUUGUAUUUGACAAAAGUAUCAAGAUGAAUUAUUAUGUAUGGAACGAGACAGAGAAAAUAUAAGGACGUCAUAUUUAUAUGAUUUAAAUGUUUGUUAAUAUUUCAAUGUGCACACUUAAUUUACAUAUCCUCACUUUGAAUAACAUUAUUCAGUCUACGGAAACACUUUGAUUCCAAUUUAAGAGAUUAUUAUGCCUGCACGUGUAUAAUGUUCACAUCUAUCCGACGUAUUCCGCUAUUGAAUAUGACUUGAUUUAGGGUCAUUGUUCAUUGUAUCAUCCUAUCUAUUCGAGAUAUUGCCACAGUCAUGUUGUCGUUCCCAUUGUCGAUAUCGUUGCCGUCCGAAAACUUUAAUCAUAAUUAUCUUUUCUUUUUUUGCUAAUUGAUUGUCUUCAUACUCCGAGUCUCGGACACAACAACAUUUGGUCAAGACCCAUUUGUAGACUAGACUGAAUUUUACCUUGACUCAUUUAAGACAUUGACAUUGAAGGUGAAAAUGCUUGAGUUAGUUUCGCUAUAGCUGGUUAUAACAUGAUAUUGGAAAUAAUAAAUUAAUUACCCUUGGAACAAGACCUUUAAGAAGACCUAACUAAAUUUGACCUUGUCCAAAAAUGACCUUGAUCUCGAAGUUCAAAGCAUUCCAUUUGCUAUGUUUGACUAUUUCUUUUGAUUAAUGAAUAUAUUGUCUAAUACUUUUGUUAUAACUAAUCUUGAUAAUACGUUAAAAGAAGGUAAAUUCAUAACUUUAUCUCGACAUGCGACCUUGACCUGCAUGGUCAAUGUUUUAAGUCAUGCUAAAAUUGGCUAUAACUUUGCCUUUUUUCAAUGUAUUUGAUUCAUUAACAACACUUAUGACAAAACUGGCAAGUUGAAAAAUUCUUGACAAUCACCGUCAAGAUCUUAAAUCAUUAACAGACGGUUUUGAUUCAUGUUGAGUCAAAACAACACUUAUAACUGAAAUUUGCUUGAAUUGUCAUGAAUUUGUCCUUUAUUUAGGAAUUUGAUUAAAACUUGAAGAAUAUGAAUGUGAAGUAUUUGAAAACUUUUCACCACAAUGAGCUUUCAUGGGUGUGUGUUUUUGUUAAGUUUGACAAAACUUGCCAAAUGUUUACAAUUAAUAAUUAUUCAGCUAUAGUUCUGUACAUCUGUUAUAACCAUUUAUAUCAUUAUAUUUAAACCACUUCAGGUAGCUCGCAAAGCUUAAGGCAACAUAAUAAAGCAUGCAAACACGGUAAAUAAUAGUGCAAAUGUUUGGAUUUUAACCGAAUAUUGCAUUUUUCAGCCGUAGGUUGGUAUUUCUUACCGUGACUUCCGGUAAAUUUACGGGCUAAAGUCCAACAUUUUCCCGGUAUUUGCCGGAAAGGCAAUCCAUAUAGUAUUCAAAAAAAGAGCACUUAACCAAGCAAAAGUUUAUUUAUGAUUAACACGGCAAAGUAGUUUAAAAAAAAAUUAAAAAAAAAAUAAAUGACUUUUUUCAUUAGGAUAAUACAGAAAGAAAUCAUAUAGAUUAUUUAAGGGGAAUCGUAUUUCUAGUGAUUACAUUUAUAGUCUAUAAAUUAACUCAUGAGACUUAUUUGACAUAGUUGACAAGACUUUGUAAUGAAAUAAAAACUAGGCAUGUGUAUAUUAUGAAGCAGAAAAAGGCACAUCACAGUAAUGUGUCAUUAUUUCUAUGUGAAUCAGUUUUUUCGUCCAACUACUUUGUUACUUUAAUAAUUAUCCAAUGCUUGAUUAAUUGAAUAUGACAAAUGCUUUUCUUGGUAUUAGUAUAUUUCAAUGAUAAAUGACGUCAUUUUCUGUUCCUCUAGAUAAUAAAUCAUUAACGCUGUAAGAUAGAUAAGGAAAGCGGUGGCCUAGUGUCCGACUCUCAAGGGUUCGAGUCUUACUUGGGUCACGACCAUGAUUUUUCAUAUAAUACCAGUACUGGUUGGUUUAAGGAAGCGGAUUCGAAAGUUGCGUGAACUUGUUUCGCAAUCGAGCUAAAAUAAAUAUGUUAAAAGUAAUAAUCAAAGAAUCACUCUGAAGAAACCGAUUUUGACAGAUGAAGAACUAUUGCAUAUAAUAUUUAAAAUCCAAGUGAACUUUUUUUGUCAUAUCAGUAAGCAAAAUACAGUGUAUGACUAAAUUUAUUGUUUUUGUCACUUUUUUUCUUGCUUACAUAAUAGCCUGUUUCUGUUAAUUUCAGCUCUUAGAUUUAAUUGAAAGUGUUCUUAAGUAAGUAUUUACUAAACUAAAGCAGUGAAUAGUGGCGCAGCACUAAGCAGUAAACUAAUCACUGGGCAAUGAUCAUUACUGCACCUGCCGUAUUGGUUACUGACAAAAAUUAUAUAAUACAUAAAUGAAGAAAAUGGCAUGAACAGUGAAGCGUGCUGCUUAUGUAUGAAAAAAUAAAA